Molecule: messenger RNA, 7776 nt
Organism: Theileria orientalis strain Shintoku
Lineage: Eukaryota; Apicomplexa; Aconoidasida; Piroplasmida; Theileriidae
Exons: 3
Coding region: 1-7776 (2591 amino acids)
Biological process (GO): protein phosphorylation; regulation of mitotic cell cycle
Cellular component (GO): nucleus
Molecular function (GO): cyclin-dependent protein serine/threonine kinase activity; ATP binding
Source: RefSeq, a predicted model, not a curated record
AUGAAAGAGUUACCCUCUUCAUGUUUUCGAUCUCGAAAAGGUGCCGCGAGAAAGAACAACAAGUGUAAGAUAGCGGCAUCGGAAAUUAGAGAAUGUGAAGUGGAGGUGCCCCUGGAAAACGUGCCAAGGAUAUGUAGCAGCGGAACCAUAGGAAAUAAACACACAGACUAUGAAAAAGAAAAUAGCUCGCAACACGACGAAAGGGAGUCUAGACCAGCAAGAAGCAGUCAAUUAAAACCGGUCAGAUCAAAGGUAGACGAAGAUAAACCAGAGGAAGUGAGCUGCAUAGAGGAACGCGGCGCGGAUGUGUACGAGAAAGACGUGAGAUUGGAAGUGGAGGCACGGAAGACAACAACCGUAGGAGGCAGUGUAUCAUAUGGAGAUAAUUUGGGAAGUAGUGUGUACAGCGCAGCAGGAAAGAACGACAAUAAACUGGAAGAUAAGUUGGACAUAUACCCGAAUGUGGAAGAAGUAAUUGAACUAUACAGAAGAGAUGAAAAGCCAGUGUCGUACAACAAGUUAGACGAUAUAUACAACAUAGAGAAGGUGGGAGACUUCGACAUAUACCCGAAGUCGAAGCAGUAUUCAAACCUGGAGUUCACGAAUCUGUCGUACAGAGCGAAGUCGGACAAGGAAGUUCCGAAAAUAGAAGACGUAAUAAGCCUGUAUUCGAAGGGGUCGACCGUACAGAAGAAGAAGGACUCGAGCAGAUCGACAAGUAGCAGCCACAAGGAAGAUCAAAAGCAAGGUGUGACAGUAGAGAGAACGAGUAAAGGGACGACGGAAGCUCUAGUUAAGGAAGGAGAGGCAGAGGAGAGUCCAGGAGAUAAUUCGGCUUUGAGAGGAAGUAAGUCGCCAAGUAAAUCCCCAACGAGCUCGCCAGCUAAACCUCCAGCUAAGUCCCCGUCAGUAAAGAGUUCGCCGAAGAUGAGGGCCGCUAACAAGGAGCAGGAUUCAGUUUCCGAGGGUGUGAAGUCGCAACAAUCAAGUUUCAGAACCUCGAUCAACGAAAAGAGAGCCAGAGAUGAAACGAAGUCGCAGACCAUGACGAGUAAAAACGCAAAAAGAAAGAAAAGAGGGAACAACUGGUACAAAAAUAAAAAUAAGCAGAGGCAAGAACAAGAGGAGUUGGUGGGAUGGACAAAGCAGACGAGUAAGAAGAUGUAUGAACAUAACCUGAUGGAAGAUAGCGAAGAGGGACAUCAGAGCGUAGGGACGGGAGGAAGCGGAAGUAGAGUUAAGGGACACAAGUACAGUUCGUUCACGAAGAGCAACUACGACUGCGGAGGAUACAUACAGAUCAAGUACGACGAUGAACUGUACAAGUACACGGAGGCAAAGGGAGUGCAGCCAGAAGGAAGCUUCGGAAGCACAAUAAGACACUCCUCAAUGGAAGAAGGAGCGGUGGGAAACGAAGAACCGACAAUAACGGACGUGUUCAGACAAAAUUUCCACCUCUACAACGACAGGGAACUUAUCAACGACUUCAACUCAAAAUAUUUCAUGGAAAACUACUGCCUUAACUAUAACCCAGUGACGUUCCUGACAGAUAAUCAGAACGAGUCGGAUUACAAAGGAGAGUACGGAGGAAUUGACUCGUCGAACGAUGAUAACGAAAAGUACUCGUCGGCAGGAGAGCACACAGAUAACCAGUACAGCUCGUCCUCGUACGACAAUGAAAGUGGAGCACAAGACUCGGAGUCGAAUGAACGCAUGGACAGUGACCUGAGCUCGAACAAUGGAAUAGAUGGCCAGUAUGAUUUAAACGAGUUCAGAGAGGUCAAAAGUAGAUCAGGCGAGGGUCAAGGAGGUCGCGAGGAGGCUCACUCACAAGGACAGUCCCAGAGGCAGUCGAGCAGCAAAGGAUACGUAGUGAGUAACAAUAAGGUGCACGACCUGCUGACGAGAUGCGUGGCAAAGUUGGGAGAAACGCCGGAAAUGUCCUCGACGGAGUCACUGUCAAGAGUGCUGAAGAUACCGGAAAUGUACCUGGAGACGGCAGAGCAAGUGGACGUGGAGGACCUGGAGACGCUGAGGCACAUGGAAAUAGACCUUUUGAAGAGCUAUAAAAAGGUACUCACGAAAGCAAGAGUGCUGUUGGACAAGGAUAAGGAGCUGAAAAGGAAGUACUCGAAGCAAAUAAGCGAGAGGGAGAAGUCGGGAAGGGAGACGAGUAAAGCGAAGCGCCGGGAACAAAAUAUUCAAACGGUAGACUUGGUGACGUAUGUGCUGAGCGUGGCGAACAUGAAGAAGCGGAGAAGGAAGGAAGGGUCGCCGAAAAAAGGGCCUGAGAGUAAGAGCGCGGGCGAAGAGAAGGCACAAUUUAUGAGAAGGUCGGGCUCAGGUUCAGAAGGAGAAUCACUGCCGUCAGGGUCGCAAUUGUCCUCAGGCGAAGGAGUGGAAUCCCUAGGUCGGAGAUUAGGCUCCUCGCCGACAUCAGCGGUAGUCAUAGGGGGCAGGAACGACAUCAGAAAGGAAGGAACCGAAGGAGAAGGAACGGAAGAAGCAGGUGUGGAAAGAGGAGCCCACGUAGAGGAACAGCCAAGGGAACCUUCAGGUCAGGAAGACGGGCCGGGAGUGAGCGGAGGACUGUCAAACUACCAGGCGCUGAUGAAAAGGUACGAGUGCCAGGAGGCAAGGAGAUGGCUGGCCAACGAGUACGAGAGGAUGGAGAGGCAGGACUUCAUGAACUUCAUCAGAGACAUGGACGAAACGACGAACACGACCAGCAGCUCGGAGUCGAGCUGUUACUCGAACACGCUGACGAUGAGCAACGACCACGAGGAGGACAAGGAGGACCACGAGCCGCGAGAGAAGGAGGACCAGUACAGAGACGUGCUGCUGGGAGACUUCAAGAACUUCUACUACGAGGAGAGGGCCGCCGAAAACGAAGGAGCAGACCUGAAGCAGGAGGACCUGAGUCAGAUGAUCGAGACGAUGGAGGAGCAGGAGCACACGGCAAUGGAGACGAUGUUGGACGCGCAGCACUACGCGGUGACGGAGACGGUGGCCGACGACGCGCACAACGACGACCCGGCAAGAGAGACCAUGGUUGACGUGCAGAACAGCACGGUAAUUGGGACCUUGGAAGACUCGCAGGACGCGGUGCUGGAGCCGUUGGGGGACGCGACCCAGGGCGCGGCGACUGAGACCGCGGGAUACGUUGAGGAAAACGCAGCCGCUGAGUCGCUGGAGGACCCGAAUCAGGGGGUGGUGCUAGAGUCGCUCCAGGACUAUGAGCAGGAGCCGAUAAUGGUGCCGCUGAACGAUUCGCACCACGACCUCGUGAUAGAGAACAUGGGCUACGUGCAGUUGGGCCAGGACGAGGAGGCCGCAGCCGGGUCCCAGAGCGACGGAGUGGCGGAGCCGACGACUGGCGCACGUCAGGAGCUGCAGAUGGAGAGCCUGCCGGACUCGCCGCAGGAGGCAGUGUGCCCUGAGCAGGACACAGUAGCGGAGGCAACGAUCGACCCUGAUCAGGCAGCAACAACGGAGACCAUGGAAUACGCUAAAGAAGGCCCAGUGAUAGAGUCGUUUGAUGGCCCGAAUCGGGAGGCAGUGGUGGAAGCGGUUCAGGACUCUCAGCCAGACGUAGUAAUGGUGGAUUCGCAACAAGACGUGGCAAUUGUAGAUUCACAACCAGACUCGGCUAUGGUAGACUCACAGCCUGACGGACCAUUAAUAGACUCUCAGCAGGAUGUGGCUAUGGUAGAUUCACAGCCAGACUCGGCAAUGGUAGACUCACAGCCUGACGGACAAAUAAUGGACUUACAAAAUGACGGACAAAUAAUGGACUUACAAAAUGACAGACAAAUAAUGGACUUACAAAAUGACGGACAAAUAAUGGAAUCACAACCAGACUCGGCUAUGGUAGACUCUCAAAGUGAACCGGUCAUAGAAAGUAUCGCCGAUGCGCAGCAAGAGGCAGUGGACUCGCAGCAGGAGGUGGCAGACCAGCAGUCGCCUGAAGCACAGAAGGAAGAAAGAAGUAAGAGGGAACAGGAUGAGACUGCGAAAAGCGGAUUGUAUAAGCGGAGGUUCAACAAGGAGUUCAGAAUUAAGAAGAACCAGAAGCCGAAGAGCAGCCUAAGCCUGAUAAAGACGUUCAACAUUAACUCGAAAAACCAAGUGAGCACCCCAGUGGCGAGUUCGCUAGCAAGUUCAGUGAACGCAUCAAGUCUGUUGAGCAGUAGUCUGAGUGUGGCGAAUAACGGCGCGGUUGGAGCAAGUAACCUGGGCGCGGUCAGCACGAGUGUUCCAAUUACACUGGGCGCAUCGACCGUCAACUUGGCCGGAUUCUCAAUAGCCAGCCCCAAGUUGGCAAACUUCGUCACAACAAGUGCAGGUAGCGCAAUCGUGGAAAAGAGGGAGGAGGAAGAAGAGGACAUGAUGAACAUAAGUACGCCUAAAAAUAAAAAGUUCACGAACGUUAACCUGAAGUGCCUGGAGAUGAUCAGGUCGAACUCGGACAAGCUGGUGAGGACGAUCAACUGCACGUUCAUCAACAAGAGGAGCAAGAACCACAUGCCGAGCAGCCUGAACAAAGAUAAGGACAACAAGAGGAACAUACUGCUUAACCCGACGAACCGGGUCAACAGAGAGGACGAGGGGAGAGUGCUGAUGGAGCGCAGCAAGAGGAAGAGGAGCAUCGGAGACAACUGGGUGAGUGAGAUGUGGAACGACAACAUCAACGUGAUCACGUGCAAGAAGAUGAAGCUGGGCCACGGGUCCUUCUCGACAGUGUCGCUGGCGAUUCUGAGGAUAAUACAGCCGUACACGCCGAACAGUGAAAGCAUUAGCGGAGGUAGUAACAGCAUCAGUGUGACGACCAAGAGCAACGACAAUGGAAGUUCCAGCAACAUUAGUGUGACCGGCAAGAGCAGCUCGAACAACAGUUGGGGCGACAGUAGGACUGCGGCAGGUAAAGCUGGUGUUUCUGUUGUUGCUGGUGGUAGCAACGCAAGGAUAGUGGAUGUUGAUGGUAGUGGAGCGGGUGUUGCCAAUACCAACACAGGUGCUGGUAAUACAGUUGCCAAUACCACCAUAGGCGCUAUUACCACGGUUUUCAAUACAGGCGCUAUUGCCACGGUUGCCAAUACGACUGACACUAAUGUCAAUGCCACCAUAGGUUCUGGUAACACGGUUGAUACCACCACGGGUACUAAUGCCAAUGUUAACACAGGCGCUAUUGCCAAGACCACGACUAGCGCCGGAAACACAGAGUUCAACGGCGCCGAGGACUCGAGUAACAGCGAAAGUGAUAUGCUGAGCACGGUGACGGUUAACAGGAACACGGAGACUGAGACGAAGGAAGGAGAAAAGAAGAGGCUGCUGUACGAGUGCGCAAUAAAAAACAUCAGCGACAACUACGGAGAACUCUCGCGCUACCAGUACAUAAGAGAGAAGGAAAUGAUGCUCCACUACAACCAGCACGUGCUGAAGCCGAUCUCGUACAGGAUACUGUACAGCCCGAACAACGAAAAGAUAUACCAGCUGCUGCUACCGAGAGCGAAGGGAGACCUGCUGACGAUGCUGAACAAGCUGAUAAUAUACAGGACAAAUCUGAUGUACAACCUGCUGUACGCAAGCACGUCGAGCAGCAAGGUAAACGGAAAGGAAGUGGCGGACAGCACGUCAAGGAUAGUAAGGUCGCCAAUAUACACUAGCGCCAGGAACGUGAUGAGUGGCAUCGAAGGAAUUAACGCACGAGGAGUGAAGGCGGCAGCUGAAGGAAUCGUCAGCGGAGUUGGAAAGGGGUCCAAGUACGUUGGCGAAGGCACGUGCGUGAGUAAAAGAGUAAAGGCAGGUAUGGAUUGCGGAAACGCAGGUACGAUGAGAGGCACAAAGGGCGGCCAGGAGGCACCAGCCAAGAGUGGGAAGGUCGGAGAAGGGUCGCCGGACAAGAACAUUAACCUGGAAGAGUUCAUGAAAAGAGCACUGGAAGGAACAAAUAGACUCUACGGACUCUUCGAAGUGGAGAUCAAGUACCUGCUGAUACAGAUAAUAAGCGGCCUCGCCUUCAUACACAUGUGCUUCCAGGGAAACAUACUGAGGCACACGGACAUUAAGCUGACGAACAUACUCGUCUUCUGCGAAGAGGAGGACAGGCACAAGCCGCUUAAGUGGCACCUGAACCUGGCGGACUUCGGAUGCUCAGCACUCAUAAAGCCGAACCAGUACUUCAACCAGAUACAGCACCUCUACUCGACGCUCAACGGACUCGCUACGAGUAGCUACGCAUACAGGUCGAGCGCUGCGAAGGAGUCGGUGUACAGAGAGGGCCUAUACGUGGAGAGGAACCGAGAGGAGAGCAGCUGGGAAAAGUACAUGAAGGAGUGGCACGACCAGCUGCACCACCAGCUGCUCUCCUACAACAUCGGCACGCUGCGCUACAACUCGCCGGAGUCGCUGCUCUACGACCAGUACCUGAACAAGAGGCUCAACAACAACAGUCAGCUGCUUAACAUACUCUACCAGGACGUGGUGAGCGCGCCUGUAGGGCUUGACGUGCCCGCGGAGGAGGCGAGCGAGGUGAGCAGCAGCAGCCACAGAGCGCAGAAGGAGGCUGAGACGAGGUCGUGCACGGAUUCGUCGGACGAGAACGUGCCGAUGAAGGAGACGACGCUGGACGGAAUCAAGUACAUAAGAGUGGAUAGCAAGAGCGACAUGUGGUCGCUGGGGAUAAUACUCUCGGAGCUGAUUAAGUACUCAAUCAAGGAUAACGGGAAGGUGGAGGAGGAGCUGAGGAACAAUGGUAAGCUGGACACCUUCAGCACGUACAUCAACAGCCUGUCGCUUAACGUGGAGCUGAGCGAGAAGACGAUGAGGAACAGGAGCAAGGAGAUCAGGACGAGGCUCUACAACAGGAUGGGCAACGGCGUUUUCUACAACAGGCUGAGCAGCCACCUGAACACGAGGAAGAAGAGCAAGAAGCAGUUUUUGAACAACCCGAACUACGCGAACAAGGACAACUUCGGAAACAAGGAGAAGUACGCCAAGGACAAGGAGCAGGUGGACAAGGAAAACAGACUCCUGUCGAUAUACAUCAACAACGUCUGCAACAACACCUUCGAGGUGAGGAGGAGGAAGAUGAGGGAGCUCUACGGAGCAGAAGAGCUCGAGGGCGUGAGCGACGAGCUGUUCGACCUGCUGGUGAACCUGCUGGCGUACGAGCCCGAGCAAAGGAUGCACUCGACGGAGGCACUGGGGCACCCGCUCUUCGACAACAGCGAACACGUGUUCGAGCUGGUCGACGCGACCAACAGCAGCUUCGUGAACAAGCUGCUGAGCGUGUACACGCUGAACACGUCGACGAAGAUGCUGGGCGCGAGCAAGGGCGGCCUCGGCGCGGCUAGCAGGAGCGGCUCGAGUAACGCGACGACGCCGAGCACGGGAAGCAGAGUUGAGGGAGCCAGCGGCGCAGGCGCAACCGGCGGCGUGGACUACGACGAGGAGCUGUACAACGACGGGGAGCUGGAUAGCUACUCGUGGUACAAGGGCCCUCUGUACUACUACUUCAGCACGUACGAGGCUGCCAAGAGUGCUCCCGAGCCCGUAACUAGUGCUAGCAGCGCUACCGAUGUCUUUAACAUAUACAAGUUGGAGUUCGACAUACUUCAGAAGAGGCAGAGGGAGUUGUUCGACGACGACUCAUUCCUCUUCAAGUUGCUGGACAACAUCAAAAACAAGUAUCGUCUAAAUUAUCGACAGCUGACAAGUACACACACAUCUUACCUAUUAGCGCGAGAAAUCAUUAAACACAAAAAAACAAAUUAA